Messenger RNA from Grammomys surdaster, 2296 nucleotides. RefSeq names its product leiomodin 2 (gene Lmod2). The record is from RefSeq and is a predicted model, not a curated record. The transcript is spliced from 4 exons. Gene Ontology annotation, molecular function: tropomyosin binding. NCBI's taxonomy places the organism in Eukaryota, Metazoa, Chordata, Mammalia, Rodentia, Muridae. Gene Ontology annotation, cellular component: striated muscle thin filament; myofibril. Gene Ontology annotation, biological process: muscle contraction; myofibril assembly; pointed-end actin filament capping. Bases 1 to 1857 code for a protein of 618 amino acids.
AUGUCUACAUUUGGCUACAGAAGGGGACUUAGUAAAUAUGAAUCCAUCGAUGAAGAUGAACUUCUGGCCUCCCUCUCAGCUGAAGAGCUCAAGGAGCUUGAGAGGGAGCUGGAAGACAUUGAACCUGACCGAAACCUUCCUGUGGGGUUAAGGCAAAAGAGUCUGACAGAGAAAACCCCAACAGGAAACUUCAGCCGAGAGGCGCUGAUGGCAUAUUGGGAAAAGGAGUCCCAAAAACUUUUGGAGAAGGAACGGCUUGGGGAAUGUGGAAAGGGCACUGAACUCAUUCCAGAGAGGCCUAGAUUGGCAAAACUGGAACAAAAUGAGUCAAGAAGUCAACAUGCUAAAAUGUUCUUGUUCUAUUUUAUUUACAAUGGCACAUGUAGAGGUCAAAGGGUAGCUUUGUGCAGUCAAUUCUCUCCUUUUACCUUUAUGUGGGACCCAGGGGUUGAACUCCAUUGGGUUUAUGCUGUUGCAGAAGAAGACAAGGAAGAGAGUGAGGAGGAACUAAUCUUCACAGAGAGCAACAGCGAAGUCUCCGAAGAAGUGUGUACAGAAGAGGAGGAGGAGGAGUCUCAAGAGGAAGAGGAAGAAGAGGAAGAAGAGGACAGUGAGGAAGAGGAAGUGACAACGGAAGCCACAAAACAUAUUAAUGGAACUGUAAACUACAAUAGUGUUAAUUCUGAUAACUCUAAGCCAAAGACAUUUAAAAGUCAAAUCGAAAAUAUAAAUUUAACCAAUGGCAACAGUGGAGGAACACAGAGGAACACAGAGUCGCCAGCUGCCAUUCACCCCUGUGGAAAUCCCACUGUUAUUGAGGAUGCUCUGGAAAAGAUUAAAAACAAUGACCCUGAUACAACAGAAGUUAAUCUGAACAAUAUUGAGAACAUCACCACCCAGACCUUAUCCCGAUUUGCUGACGCUCUCAAGGAGAACACCUUCGUGAAGACAUUCAGUCUGGCCAACACGCACGCUGAUGACGCGGCAGCGAUCGCCAUUGCAGAAAUGCUCAAGGUUAACGCGCACAUUACCAGCGUAAACGUGGAGUCCAACUUCAUCACUGGCAAGGGGAUCCUGGCCAUCAUGAGAGCCCUGCAGCACAACACAGUGCUCACGGAGCUGCGCUUCCACAACCAGAGGCACAUCAUGGGCUCGCAGGUGGAGAUGGAGAUUGUCAAGCUGCUCAAGGAGAACACCACGCUGCUGAGGCUGGGCUACCAUUUUGAGCUCCCAGGACCAAGAAUGAGUAUGACGAGUAUUUUAACAAGGAAUAUGGAUAAACAGAGGCAAAAACGCAUGCAGGAGCAAAAACAGCAAGAGGGGAAUGAUGGAGGAGCUACUCUUAGGACCAAAGUCUGGCAAAGAGGGACGCCUGGCUCUUCUCCGUAUGCAUCUCCGAGGCAGUCUCCCUGGUCAUCUCCCAAAGUCUCCAAGAAAGUCCACAAUGGGAGGAGCAGACCUCCAUCUCCUGUGGCCCCUCCUCCACCCCCUCCGCCUCCCCCUCCUCCUCUUCCUCCCCACAUGCUGCCUCCUCCCCCUCCUCCCCCUGCUCCUCCACUCCCAGAGAAAAAGCUCAUCACCAGAAACAUUGCAGAAGUCAUUAAACAACAGGAAAGUGCUCAGCGGGCCCUACAAAAUGGACAGCGAAAGAAAAAAGGGAAAAAAGUUAAGAAACAGCCAAACAAUAUUCUAAAGGAAAUUAAGAAUUCUCUGAGGUCAGUGCAAGAGAAGAAAAUGGAAGACAGCUCCCGACCCUCUACCCCACAGAGAUCAGCUCAUGAGAACCUCAUGGAAGCCAUUCGAGGGAGCAGUAUAAGACAGCUACGGAGGGUCGAAGUCCCCGAAGCUCUGAGAUAGGAUGAUCUGUAGAAGAGGACCCGGAACUGUUUUGUGGUGUGGCCCGAGGUGCAUUGUGAGCUGUUUCCAAAAUGCCUUCUUUAAUUUGAAAUAUUUCCCAACUUCAAAGAUAGUGUCACUAUGGAAUUCCGAAGCGAAUUCUAAGAAGCAAUGAGCAUGUUUCUUCUGUAAAUAUGAAAAUAAAUUUCUUUUUUUUUAUGUUGUAAGAUUCAUAUGGGCAGCAAACCUUGGAAGAUCUCUUUCCAUCUCUGGUAUCUCAGUUACUGAGCUCAAAUCACGUAAAGAAAUGUGCUAUUAUUUUUGUAAUCCCAAUAACCUUAGAUUAAAUUUCUUUUUUCUUUUUUUUAAAGAGAAACUAAUAUUUUUUUGUGAGUUAAUAUAUCUGCUGGGUAUAUGUAAUACUGCUAAAUAUUAAAAUCAUUAUGUUCUCACACCAAAA